Molecule: messenger RNA, 1547 nt
Organism: Pseudomassariella vexata
Lineage: Eukaryota; Fungi; Ascomycota; Sordariomycetes; Amphisphaeriales; Pseudomassariaceae
Exons: 3
Coding region: 391-1116 (241 amino acids)
Cellular component (GO): membrane; cytoplasm
Source: RefSeq, a predicted model, not a curated record
ACGAAAGCUCAACUCAACAAUCUUUUCAAAUGGUAUCGUAUGAGAGUGAAUGUACGGCAUCUCCAAAAGUUGACCCCCUCUUGAAUAUUUGGAUUUGGACAUUCCUGGCGGGCAGCUCUUCAUUCUUUGUCCUGCGACUUUGCUCCCGCUUCGCUCAAUCACCUACACUACGUCAUUUCGCGCCCUCAAAUUACCUACUUCAACCCUACCUCGAAUCUUUUAACGAGUAUUUCACGCGAACCAACAGUUUCUCGAACUCUCACAUCGCUCUUCUUACUAGACUUAUUUUUUUAUUGAACUUGCACCAACAAACCUUGAUAUCACAACCCAAAUUAGAUAGAUACAAAGGCUACCGAGCUGCUUUACAGAAGAAACGCUUGCAAGACAGCUAUGGCGCUCCCUCCCAUCGCCAAGGCCACAAUUCAGUCGGCCGUCCUGGCGGCUACUUCGAAUCUGUUGGCGCAGACGCUGACGUCUUAUCGGCAUGAGACACCGCUCAUCGUCGACUGGGUGCCCGUCUUCCAGUUUGUGAUGUACGCCGUGGUCAACACACCACCAAACUUCCUAUGGCAAGAAUUCCUCGAAUCCUCCUUCCCCGCCUACCACAUCUCGCCCACCCCAACUGCCAUCGCCUCGGCCUCCUCCAACGACGACAAAGCCCUUGAAAAGCAAGCCGCCGAAGGGAAACUCGUCGAAGUCAAGCUCAACCUGACCAACACCUUCAUCAAGACCAUACUGGACCAGACCGUCGGCGCUGCCGUCAACACGUUCCUCUUCAGCUUGUUCAUCCACUUUAUUCAGUCGGCUAUGGAUCGUCCUCUGGGCACGCCGCUUAGCACGCCGGAUCGGUCGGUGGCGUAUUUGCUGAGCUUAUUUUUCGGGAGCCUGGUGGGGGCUAAGGGUAAGGAGGUCGGGUAUGGACAGGUUGAUUGGAGUGCCGUGGUGCAGAGUAGCAAGGGGGAGUUCUGGCCGUUGAUGACGGCUGGGUGGCGGUUGUGGCCCUUCGUAAGUGUGGUGAAUUUUGCGUUUAUCAAGAGUGUGGAGGGAAGGACUUUAGUCGGGAGUUUGGCUGGCGUCGCGUGGGGAAUCUACGUCAGUUUAUUUGCUGCGAGAUAGAGAUGUAUCUUGGAGAUCCAGGUGGGAAGAGUAGGGGUUGGUUAGAUGACGCUGGAUAACGGACCUGGGCUUCAGUAGAUUGAGGCGCAAGGCUAGUGAAUCAUCAGGCAAUCCUCCAAGCAGUAUUUAUAUCUCGGAUUGGCAGUCAGUACUUCACACAGUCGUUGGGACCGCGAGACUGGCCCAUCUAGAUGUUCCAGCAUACUCAAGUCUCCAUCGGCCCGAUCAUUAUUGUCGGUCUCGUACUUUGCAGUCCCAGGCCACAGAGGCAAUCGCAGGAGACAUAUUGCAAAAAGCCACUCGGAAAAGGCGGGAUUAUCCUAGACCCAAACCAUGCGUUGUAACUCCCAAGUUAGGGUAUGAGACACAAUGCCACUGCCACGACACAACCAUAGCCAAUGCUGAAGGCAAGAUAGCACGCCAGUAUCUGA